This is a messenger RNA of Miscanthus lutarioriparius, 1077 nucleotides long. The record is from the annotation of a GenBank genome assembly. Lineage: Eukaryota; Viridiplantae; Streptophyta; Magnoliopsida; Poales; Poaceae.
AUGGCGUCCGUGCAGAGCGUUUGCAUGAGCGGGGAAGGAGAGACGAGCUACGCCAAGAACUCCGCUAUUCAGAGUGGCGUGCAGAGCAGAGUGAAGCCUCUGGUCGAGGAGGCCAUCUCGGACCUGUGUAGAUCAGCCGUGCCGGGCUGCCUCCGGGUAGCAGACCUGGGGUGCUCGUCGGGGCCGAACGCGCUGGCGCUGGCGUCGGCCGCCGUUGACGCCGUGCGGCGCCAGCCGCACUGGGCGGAGCGGUGCCGGGAGAUCUGCGUGUACCUCAACGACCUCCCGGAGAACGACUUCAACACCGUGUUCAAGGACGUGCCGUCGUCCCUGCGGGGGUACGGGGGAGUGGACAGGGACAGCGGCCUGCUCGUCAUGGUGUUCGGUGCCCCGGGGUCGUUCUACGGCCGGCUCUUCCCCGCCAAGACGCUGCACUUGGUCUGCUCCUCCUUCAGCCUCCACUGGCUCUCCCAGGUUCCGCAAGAACUGGUGGACGGAGUGCUGAUAAACAAGGGCAGCGUGUCGGCGGGGAGAACGAGCACGCCGGCCGUCACCGCAGCCUACGCCCGGCAAUUCGAGCAGGAUUUCAAGCGCUUUCUGGGGUCACGGGCCGAAGAAAUGGUGCCCGGCGGAUGGAUGGUACUCUCCCUCUACGGUAGACCUGCAAAUGAUUUCUCCAGUCAAGACCGCUACCCGGAGUUCAUCGCCGAGAUCCUACAAGACUUAGCAUCCCAGGGGGUGAUCGCAGCGGCGGAGGUGGACUCGUUCAACGAGCCGUUCUACAGCCCUUGCCAGGAGGAGCUCCGCGGCGCCGUGGAGCAGGAGGGCUCCUUCGAGAUCGUCGGUCUGGAGAGCCACGAUUUCCUGGAGAGAGGGCCCCGGGGAGACGCCGAGAGGAGCAAGGCCAUGGCGAGGUUCCUGCGCGUGCUGGACGAGUGGCUGCUCGUCCGGCACUUCCGUGUCGACGGCAUUGGUGACGCCUACGCCAGGGCGGCGGAGGAGCGGUACAUGGGCCCGGCCGCGGAGGAGGACAUGACGGGCGUCGUUCUGAUCCUUUCCCUCCGGAGGAGAAAAUAG